AUGGUAAAAACUUUUGCCACACUCGCCGCUGUUACAGUCGCAAACAGCAGUCUCACCAAGAAAAUCAAGCGAACUCUGACCGGCUCUUUCGUCGAUGAUAACGCUAUCUCUUCGAAUGCUCGAACCAUGGGUGGAACUGACGAUACUUUCCGAACACUCGCAACUAUGAUGGCCUACGCUGCUGGAUGGGGAAGUGACAGCCAGAGUCCAGACUCUCAGCCUGACUUCGAUGCUGAGUUGAGUCGACUUGAGGACAAAUACACCAACUACGGCUGCUACUGCUGGAUCGAUGGAGUCGACAAUGGUGUCAUCGGCGGCGGCAAAGUUAAGGAUCACACCGACUUCCAAUGCAAAGAGCUCUACCGAUGCUACAAAUGCGUCAAUAUCGACUACUCACAAAACUACACACAGGUCGACUACCAGGCUGAUUUGACCGUCGACGAUCAGGGCAACCGAGUCAUCGAUUGCUCCGUCAACGCACAGUCUGCUGCCGAAAACAUCUGCGAAUGCGAUAAGCGAUUUGCUGAAAAGAUUGCUCUCGGAGAAUCGGAAUGCUCCAUGGGAAUUGCAGGUCACAAAAAGGGAGACUACUGCAUGGAUGAAAGCUUGAGAACUGUCACUGGUACCAGAUUGGAUAAUGGGCAGGCUGGUACUUUCGACUCUCGAAACAUGUGUGAAAAGGCCUUCCCAGACCACAACAAGGACAAAUGCUGUGGAAUCUACCCCAACCGAAACCCCUACGAUUCCUCCCACCAGGACUGCUGCGAAAUCGAAAACAAAGACUCCGGAGAUCUUUUCUACCAGAAAAUGCAAUUGGACAAGUGCGAAGACCUUGGUGGCCGAGUUGUCGAGUCCGAAGUUGGAAACCCACACAGCUACUUUGUCCUCAGCAACUAA
Oikopleura dioica is the source of this 897-nucleotide messenger RNA. NCBI's taxonomy places the organism in Eukaryota, Metazoa, Chordata, Appendicularia, Copelata, Oikopleuridae. The record is from the annotation of a GenBank genome assembly.